UUCUGUAGCUUUGAGGUGACAAUGAACAUACAGGGCUUUUCUUGUAAAUUCUUUAACUUUGCAAAGAAAGGUCGUGUAGAGCUGGGAGAUGUCUCCUUUUAAUGAGAAAUGUGCAGACUACAAUUAUCUUUUACUAAGAAAAGGUUUUGGUUAUUUUUUAGAGUUUCUGAAAAACUGGUUUUCCAGAAAACCCGGUCUUCAAAAGUAACGAGUCCGAAUCCUUUUAGACUUUUUAUUAGCUCGAUAUACUCCAUCGACUGAGUUAUAACUCAUUAGAAACGGAGGGUGUCACUUCGGGAGGGUCCCUCGUAAGUGACUGAUACCGAAAAUGAAAAAACAUAUUUCUGGUUCUUGGUGUUACAGUACCAGAGGCUAACAAAACUUUCUGAAAUUCUUUUUGUUAAAUUUUCCAAAAUUCUGCUUAUAACGCUGUUGACCUAUGGAUUUGUGGAGGUCGGGGCCAGUAUUUCUAGUGUUAGAGCACCCACGCCCCAUCUGUUCUCAAUAGUAGCCCGCGGAAUUCUCUAUCGAAUGAUGUACAGUGGUUGAUGUUUGCUUUGGGCAGAGAGAAGAAAUGGGGAAAAUAUUCUAAAUAAAGUUCAUUUAAGGGGAGAAAAGUUUGGAUGCGAAAUUUUUUCCAGGGGGCUGAAAAUGGGUUUUUUGAGAUGCUAGUUUUAAUCACGAAGAAGAACUACAUCAGACUUGUGAAUAUGAGCUUGAUCUGAGAGGGGGCCGAUUUUGCCUUUUAUCGACUCCCGUCCUUUGUUUGCUCACAUCAGAAACUCGAUUAGAAGUUGGAAACAAUUUCUUUCUUAUAAUGUUGCGAUUAUUAUUCCGAUUUAUAAUCGUGAAAAUUGCACAAAUACCCUAGACAAAAUCCUGCGCACUUGUUGUCUAUUUCCUAUUAGGAUGUUAGGCAAUCCUAACAUUUUCGAUCUAUCUAAUAACUCUCUGAGAUGAUAUUAAAACGCAAGGGUCCUAGUUGGAUUUCGUUUUAAUAUCUUAAGAUCUUAACAGAGUCUUAGAAAAUCCUGCGACUUUCGGAUAUACCUGAUUUCAUUAGGAAUCUGUAUGAUUUUGUUAGGAUCCUAAGAGAUUAAAGCGAAAUCCUAGUUGGAUACUGGAAGGAUAUAUCUCGAAUUGCGUUGGGAAACUAGUAGAACGUAUACUAAAGUGGGGACUAUGCCAGUUUUCAGCCUUGGAACUGUUUAAGUUUUUCAUACACCUAUUUCUCAACGACGAAUAGAAAGAAAACUGCUGGAAAGAAUCUUUGUUUUGCAUUGUUGGGCAGUUGCUCGAUAUUCUCUCAAAUAAUCUCUUUUAAGACUUCAAUGAGCAAAACUGACGGGUUUUGGUCGAUCUCGUAAAAUUUUCCAAAAACAAAAUAUCUCGCAAUAUUCCGGGCUCGAUGAAUGAUCAAAAAAGAAUAAUAAUAAAGAUAACAUUAAAAGAAAAAAAUCGUUCCUACCUUCUGAUCGAGUUUCAGAUGUGAAUAAAUAAAUAUCACAGCACAGUCGACUGCAGAUCAAAUGAAAAAAGCAUGUCUGGCUGUUCCUGUAGCAGUAUCGGAGGCCAUCAAUAACUUUCUGAAACUCUUUUGUCGCGUUUUCCAAAACGUUUGUUCAGAAUUCAUGAUCACAUAGUUUUUUCAAAAAAUUCUUGAGGCAAAGAAACGCUUUCGUGCAAAUAUCGGGUUGGUUAGGUUCGACUUUCACGUCUAAAACCUUUCCUCUUCAAUAAGACAGACAGUCCCUCGUGAACGGCCUGUAAUACCUCUUUGUAGAGUUUUUUACUUACUGACCGCAACCGUUCUCAUUUUAUCGAUCAACAAUUACAUAGAGGAUUUUGAAUUUCAUGUCGUUGUGGUCGGCUCCGAUAAACUUUAGUUUUUGUUCUAGGUAGUCGUACAAGAUAUGCAUCAUUUUUCACCCAUAAUCCAUUUUUUGGUAAAGGACGAAAUUUAACAGUUCUAUGUGGAAUUUUGGCAUCAACAACGGUUGCUCUUGUUGUAACAUUGAUACCAUGGUUUAAUACACAAUUUAAAACUGUACCAGUUCAAGUUACAUAUGUUAUGCCGGCACUUGGCUUUGGUGCUUUAUUAUUUAUAUUAGAUGAACUAAGAAAAUUUUAUAUAAGAAAAUAUCCAAAAUCGAUUUUAGCUAAAAUAGCUUGGUAA
Molecule: messenger RNA, 2176 nt
Organism: Didymodactylos carnosus
Lineage: Eukaryota; Metazoa; Rotifera; Eurotatoria; Philodinida; Philodinidae
Source: the annotation of a GenBank genome assembly